Messenger RNA from Neltuma alba, 906 nucleotides. RefSeq names its product acidic leucine-rich nuclear phosphoprotein 32 family member B-like. NCBI's taxonomy places the organism in Eukaryota, Viridiplantae, Streptophyta, Magnoliopsida, Fabales, Fabaceae. The record is from RefSeq and is a predicted model, not a curated record. The coding region runs from base 49 to 708 and encodes 219 amino acids. The transcript has a single exon.
UGCUGCUACAUUCCCACAUUAGAGAGACGCAGAGAGAGAGAGAGAAGAAUGGAAAAUAUGGGUAAAGCUAAGAAGCUCAUAAACAGAAGUAAGCUAAGCCAUUAUUUGUUGUUCGUUUCACUGAUCUCUCUCUGUUGUCUUCUCUUGUCUUCUUCUUCUUCUUCCUCCUCCUCGUCCUUGCUUCAUUACUUCAACCUCUACCUUUCCUCCUUGCCUUCUCAGAUCUUGUCUCACACCAUUGACAAGAACUGCAUGUUCCUUCUCUGUAAUGGCCUCCUUGUUUUCGUCAGCAUCACCAGAUCGUUAUCCAAGUCUGAUCCUGGUGAUCACGAUCGGCGUGAUGAUGAUGAUGAUGAACCUCUUGAACGUUCUAGUAGUAUUGAAGAUACUUCAGAACAAGUUGAGGCCAAAGAGUUGAAUGUUCAAGUCAGGGCUACUAAGAUAGAUGCGGAAAUGGAGGAAGAAGAAGAAGACGAAGAAGAAAGCAAAGAAAGUGAAGUCUUGGAUUUGGCUAUGAAGAAAGAAGAAGAAGAAGAAGAAGAAGAAUGGAGGGAAAAUGAAGAGAUUUUGGUGGAAGAAAACGUGGAGGAAGAGGAUUGGGGGUUAAGCACAGAGCAAAUGAACAAGAAAUUUGAAGAUUUCAUCGGAAGGAUGAGGGAAGAUUUGAGGAUUGAAGCUAAAAGGCAAAUAGUAAUGGCUUAUAAUUAGCAAAACCUGUUUCUUUUUUAAAUUGAAAAAAAGAGAUUAAUCUUAGGAUUUCCAGGUAUUCUUUAGUCUUCUCUUCAUUCCCCUGUCCUUUCUCACCCUCUUGUACUUUAAUUAGUUGCUUGUCUUUCUGGCAAAAUUGGAAGUUUAAUCCUUUGAUGCCAAGGAAUUGUUUAUUACUCUCGUUCUCCCCCCCUCUUU